ACUCCCGAACCCCGACAGCCGGAAACACACGAAGGAAGUCGGGCGGCCGGCAAGAUGGCGGAGCGGGCGUUGAUGCUGGAGGCCGAUGGCAUCGUCAAGCGGAUCCUGCACGUCGGCACCGGGCCGUUACUGGACUUUGCCAAUGGCACCAAGGCCACGUUCCACUACCAGACGAUGCGGUGUGACGCGGAGCGCACGCUGGUGGACGACAGCCGGGAUCGGGGGAAGCCCAUGGAACUAAUCAUCGGGAAGCAGUUCAAACUGCCUGUCUGGGAGACCAUCAUCUCCUCCAUGCGCCAGGGCGAGGUGGCCGAGUUCCAGUGCGACACCAAGCACGUGCUGGGGUACCCGCUGGUGUCGAAGAGCCUGCGCAACAUCGCGGUGGGGAAGGACCCCCUGGAGGGGCAGAGGCACUGCUGUGGGAUCAGCCGGAUGCACGAGCACCACUCGCUGGGCCACCCCGACCUGGACGAGCUGCAGAGCUGCCCGCAGCCCCUCCUCUUCCGCAUCGAGAUGCUGAAGGUGGAGGAGCCGGGCAGCUACGAGCAGGAGGCGUGGGCCAUGUCCGACGAGGAGAAGCUGGCGGCCGUCCCUCACAUCCACGAGGAGGGCAACCGGCUCUUCAAGGCCGGCCGGGUGCUGGAGGCGACCAAGAAGUACCACGACGCAAUCGCCUGCCUCAAGAACCUGCAGAUGAAGGAGCGGCCGGGAGACGAGCACUGGAUGGCCCUCGACAUGAUGAUCACGCCUCUGCUCCUGAACUACUGUCAGUGCAAGAUGAUAUCCGAGGAGUAUUACGAAGUGAUUGAACACUGCACGACCAUCCUCAACAAGUACGAAGACAACGUCAAGGCAUACUUCAAGCGAGGGAAGGCCCAGGGCGCGGUGUGGAACGAGGUGGAGGCGCGGAAGGACCUGUCGAAGGCAGCCACGUUGGACCCGAGCCUGGCGUCCCUGGUGAACCGCGAGCUCCGACAGAUCGAGGAGCGGAUCAGGUUGAAGGAACAGGAGGAGAAAUCCCGCUACCGGACCCUGUUUCAGUGACCCUGGACAUUGCCGAGAAACUGGCCCCUCCUGUGACGUAUCACCCCCCCCCACCCCCACACCACCCAGACACCGAACACUGGGGCCGCCCCCUCCCCAUCUCUCACCGCAUCACAUUCUACAGACUAUGUGUGUGAUGGGACGUUGAGGAGGGAGAUUCACUCUGUGUCUGACCCCGGGAGUGUGUGAUGGGACGGUGCGGAGGGAGAUUCACUCUGUGUCUGACCCCGGGAGUGUGUGAUGGGACUGUGUGGAGGGAGAUUCACUCUGUGUCUGACCCCGGGAGUGUGUGAUGGGGCGGUGAGGAGGGAGAUUCACUCUGUGUCUGACCCCGGGAGUGUGUGAUGGGACGGUGUGGAGGGAGUUUCACUCUGUGUCUGACCCCGGGAGUGUGUGAUGGGACGGUGAGGAGGGAGAUUCACUCUGCGUCUGACCCCGGGAGUGUGUGAUGGGACGGUGUGGAGGGUGAUUCACUCUGUGUCUGACCCCGGGAGUGUGUGGAGGGACGGUGCGGAGGGAGAUUCACUCUGUCCGCGGGAGUGUGUGGAGGGACGGUGCGGAGGGAGAUUCACUCUGUGUCUGACCCCGGGAGUGUGUGGAGGGACGGUGCGGAGGGAGAUUCACUGUGUGUCUGACCCCGGGAGUGUGUGAUGGGACGGUGCGGAGGGAGAUUCACUCUGUGUCUGACCCCGGGAGUGUCUGAUGGGACGGUGAGGAGGGAGAUUCACUCUGUGUCUGACCCCGGGAGUGUAUGAUGGGACGGUGUGGAGGGAGAUUCACUCUGUGUCUGACCCCGGGAGUGUGUGAUGGGACGGUGUGGAGGAAGAUUCACUCUGUGUCUGACCCCGGGAGUGUGUGAUGGGACGGUGCGGAGGGAGAUUCACUCUGUGUCUGACCCUGGGAGUGUGUGGAGGGACGGUGCGGAGGGAGAUUCACUGUCCGCGGGAGUGUGUGAUGGGAGCCUCUUAGGGCUUUAACUUGCUUGUCGGUGAGGAGUGAGGGAGGGUGGGGGGUGUUGGGUUACAUCGCCUACGUUUUGCAAAGAGCCUCGAUCUAUCGUUACAAACAUUAUUAUUUUCUGGCCUGGUUCUAUCCUCCUUGACUGUACAUAUAUAUUCCAUUAAAAUUAUCCUUCCUGUU
Molecule: messenger RNA, 2184 nt
Organism: Hypanus sabinus (Atlantic stingray)
Lineage: Eukaryota; Metazoa; Chordata; Chondrichthyes; Myliobatiformes; Dasyatidae
Gene: aip
Product: aryl hydrocarbon receptor interacting protein
Exons: 6
Coding region: 55-1044 (329 amino acids)
Molecular function (GO): protein binding; peptidyl-prolyl cis-trans isomerase activity
Source: RefSeq, a predicted model, not a curated record